AUGUCGCUUGUCCACAUCUCGUCGAAAGAGCAGUUUAGCUCUCUGCUCACAAGCUCGACUAUUGUCGUGGCUGACUUUUACGCAGAUUGGUGUGGGCCAUGUAAAGCCAUCGCGCCCAUGUACGAGCAGCUGGCGAACCAGCUGUCUCGCCCGAAUCAGAUUACGUUCACCAAGGUCGAUGUCGACUCCCAGCAGGACAUCGCAAAGGCCUACGGCGUGACAGCGAUGCCCACGUUCAUCAUGUUCAAACGCGGCCGCGUCGUCUCGACCAUUCGCGGUGCCGAUCCCAAAAAACUGUCCGAAGCCGUCCAGAAGCUCGCCACCGAGGCCAACAACAUGGAAAGCGAAGGAGGUGAGGAGUCAGCCAGUGCAGGAGCGGCUGGCGACUGGUUUGGAGCUUCUCUGCCUAGAAACUACGGCGACAUCACCGAUCAGGUGUCGGUCAAGGAUCUGGAUCUGCUGAACCGCGCCAGCGAGCGAGGCAGCGCGAGGGUACUGUUCAACCAGUCCAAGCCUUCUUCUCUGGGAGGUGGAAAGGGGAAAGAAAAGUCGAGUCAGGAAGCCGACUGGGUCGAGAGCGACACGGACGAGCAGCUGAUGUUGUAUAUUCCCUUCAACUCGACACUGAAAAUCCACAGUUUGCACAUCACAUCGCUGCCGCCGAGCACGCCGGACGAGGGCGAGGACGAAGACGAGCUGCCGAUGCGGCCCCGGACAUUGCGUUUGUUUAUCAACCGGGCGACGAUCUUGGGCUUUGAGGACGCAGAGGACAACGAGCCUGUCCAGGUAGCGACAAUCGCGCCCGAGGACUGGGACAGCAAGACGGGCACGGCCAAGGUGGACUUGCGAUUUGUCAAGUUCCAAAAAGUCACGUCUCUUAUUGUGUUCUUUGUCGAUGGUGACGGCGAGCGCGAGAAGAUCCGCGUUGAUCGUAUCAGGGUGAUUGGCGAGGCCGGUGAGAAGAGGGAUCUUGGGAAGCUGGAAAAAAUUGGCGAUGAGGCUGGAGAAUAG
Molecule: messenger RNA, 1011 nt
Organism: Talaromyces rugulosus
Lineage: Eukaryota; Fungi; Ascomycota; Eurotiomycetes; Eurotiales; Trichocomaceae
Exons: 3
Coding region: 1-1011 (336 amino acids)
Molecular function (GO): protein-disulfide reductase activity
Source: RefSeq, a predicted model, not a curated record